Molecule: messenger RNA, 852 nt
Organism: Thelazia callipaeda (thelaziosis nematode)
Lineage: Eukaryota; Metazoa; Nematoda; Chromadorea; Rhabditida; Thelaziidae
Source: the annotation of a GenBank genome assembly
AUGGUUUUACUAACACCGGAAGAGGAGCUUGAAAAACAAUAUCGAGAUUACAAAGCUCAGUUCGAACAGUGGAAAGAAAAAAACAAAAAUUCAGUCGGUACAGAAGCUUAUGUCGCAUAUGUGAAACAGUUUGAAGCGUGGGAACGGGAUGUCGAUCAGAGACGUGAGAUGAUUCGUGCUAAAGCGGAAAAUGAUGCCCAAGAAGCACAGGCUACUGCACUAGCAAAAGCAAAGGCAGUGGCAGAAGCAAAAUUGAAAAAAGAGCAAGAAAUGGAAGAAGAACGUAAAAAAAAACUCGAAGCGGAAACUGCGGCACAAGCUGCAGCUUAUGCAAAACAUCAACAAUCAUACCUUACACAUCACCAAUCAGCUAUGCAACUCGAACAGCAGUUACAUCAAGCAGCUCUAUCAGGCUCAAAAGAUAGUCUGUCAGUACAUACGGCGGAUUCAAAAAGUGUUGAUGGUGAUUAUUCUUAUUACAAAGCAUUAGAUCCAACUCAUGUUGCCAAAAUGAUGAAGCACAUGGCACAGGUUGCGCAGUUGGUGAUGGGUGAUCAGGGAGAUGGAACUUAUCAGCAAACAAUUCAAACUACAGUAGGACAAACAGUACCACCACCGCAGCUGUGGGGUAAUGAUAGGAUAACGUAUGAUUUGAACGACCUAAUGUACAAAAGAUGGGCAAUGCGAGCAGCUCCACCGUAUUAUAAACCUACUUACAAGCCUCCUCCAUCCGAUUAUCAAGUAACUCCGUGUUGGCUUUAUGUAGAGCAAAUGAAGGAAGAAAAGCUGAUGCUUGCCCCUCAAGUUAAUAUGCCGCCACCGCCAUUUAUACCAAAAUUUGUUUCUCACUAA